Molecule: messenger RNA, 729 nt
Organism: Peronospora matthiolae
Lineage: Eukaryota; Oomycota; Peronosporomycetes; Peronosporales; Peronosporaceae
Source: the annotation of a GenBank genome assembly
AUGAGCUCUCGACUUGUUUCAAGUGAUGCAACUACCAAGGUCGAUGCUCCUUUUCGCGAAGCUGUUGGUGCGUUGAUGCACCUGACCACUGCAACGCGUCCGGACAUUGCGUUUGCUGUGGGCUAUGUGUCGCGGUUCAUGGAAAAUCCCCAAGAAGAACACUGGGUUGCAGUUAAGCGUAUCUUUCGCUACCUACAAGGCACCAAGACGCAUGGAAUUUGCUACAAGCCAAGUGCAAGGAUCGACUUCCGUGGAUAUUCGGAUGCGGAUUGGGCUGGUGAUCUUACCGACCGCAAGUCAACAUCGGGGUACACGUUCAUGCUACUCGGUGCGCCAGUCAGUUGGGGCAGCAAGAAGCAGCCAAGUGUUUCGUUGUCCACGAGUGAAGCCGAAUACAUCGCACUCAGCUUGGCGAUUCAAGAGGGCAAGUGGAUUCAUCGUCUGCUUUGUGAGAUCGUGAUGGCUGCCAAUGAAGAAGGACCGGAACUCAUGAUCCAUGAAGACAAUCAGUCGUGUAUCAAGAUGACGAAGAACCCAUUCAACCACGGCCGUGCCAAGCACAUUGAUAUCAAGUACCAUCACAUCCGUGAUGAGGUCAAGCGCGGUGAAGUGAAGCUCAAGUACUGUGAAACUGCGGUGAUGUUAGCGGACAUCAUGACGAAGGGACUUCACGGGCCACGCCACAAGGAGAUGACGGCGACUCUCGGGAUUCGUGAGCAUUCGGAUUGA